AUGCAAUUCUCUUUAGCCGUUCUCCUGGUUGCGUCGGUCUCCUCAGCCGCUGCCUGGAAUCUUACUACUUUUACCGACGACAAGUGUACCCAAUCGACCGGCUGGAAGCUCAGUCUGGCCGGCGGCAUUGGCUGUAUCUCGCUGCCCGAGACAGUGAGUUCGAUUCUGGUCGAGGAAAUGUCCGAUGAGUUCCGGUUCAUUGGCUCGAGCGGAUACGCCUGUGAUACUUUCCAUCAGUCGGGUGGCAAUGGCUGCUACACCCAGUCACAGGGAUUCCAAUCUGUUCAGCAACUAGAAAUGCACUGGGGAAACAUUGGAAGAAAGGAGGCGAUUGUUUGA
Molecule: messenger RNA, 339 nt
Organism: Penicillium maclennaniae
Lineage: Eukaryota; Fungi; Ascomycota; Eurotiomycetes; Eurotiales; Aspergillaceae
Exons: 2
Coding region: 1-339 (112 amino acids)
Source: RefSeq, a predicted model, not a curated record